CAUCGAUAUUUAGUUUGUAAAUUAAAAAAAUAUACGGUAUAUGACAAAUGAUCUUGAAGGAUUCGUUGCGGAGGGUAGUUUACAAAAUAUAAAAAAUCGAACAACGGAAACAAUUUGUCUCGUAAGAAGAUAGGAAUCGAAUAUAAUAAUUUAUUCGUGAAACGAGUCAUCGAAACGCUUAUACCGUUAUUGAACCCGCAAGGAUGAGUAAACAUAAAUAAAACGUACGUGUAAGGUAUAUGUUCAUAUUCGAUAAGGCACGAGUUUAAAAAAAAAUCCUUUUGGAUGAGACACACAUCGUUACCGUUAGAAUCUUCCGGAUGGACCAUUAGAAACAUGUUACUAGCUGUUUCUAAGAUACAUAAUUUGAAAAGCUAAAUUGUUUUAAAUCAAAAUGAAUUAGACACUACGAUCGAUGAAAAUUUUAAAUUUAUAAAUGUAAGGAACAAACAAAUAGAAUUAUAAUACGAGUACGUAGGGCUACUAGGUACGACCGUUAUGUAAGGCCGUUAGAUAGGCCGCAAAGUAGGACUGCUUCAAGUUCAUUCGAUUCUCAUGAGUUGUAUCCUUAUUUUCUUUUCUUUUCUUUUCUUUUCUUUUUCGAUAUAACUCAUAUGGAUCUUUUCGAUUUCAAAAUCGCCACUUGCGUGCGUAAAUAAUAAGUGUGUGGAGAUAGGAAGAGUGAAGAUGUGCUUAUACCAGAAGAAACAGAUAUGUUUAACGCCGAAACUCUGUGUGUGUUUGUGUGUGCGCGUGAGAGAGAAAGAACGCAAGGAGGUCGUUAACGUGGUAACGUUAACCGACCUUGAGCGGGAUUCAUCGAUGAUUUCUCGAUGGUGUUUGACUUUGAUUAUAAGAAGAGCCAAAUGCAGAAAAUAGUUUUUGGAUUGAUAUACUCGUAUGUCUAAAUAUUAUUUCGGAUUGUUUCUAAUUAUUAUCGCGAUGUGUGCCAAAGUGUACACCGCGAAAAAGUGCGAAGGAAAUGGCUUAGGAUUGAAGUAUGUAUGGGGGGAUGCAUUAACGGAUUCGCCGGAUUGCAUAGGACCUAAUAAUAUGCAAUAUCCUACAGCCGCGAUAUCGAGAAGCUUUAAAAAUCUUUGGGCGAAUGGUCGAACCGCUAGAUCUCACCAACCUCGAACUAUCGAUCCCGAAAUAACGAGGCAAGCUCUUCUUCAUAAUUACAAACUCGCCCAGGGAGAUUUCUCGAUAACGGGUCAUGCACGAAAUGGACGAGGAUUUUCUGCAAAGGAAAGUUGCGGCUCUCCAAGCAGACUCUGUAAAACAAGGUAUAAUACCACAGCACCUAUGUAUGGUGUUAGUUUGACGAGUGGUCAACCAGUGACAAUCGUACAAAAGUUUCCCGAUCUUCUUCAGCAAGUCGUAUUCGAAGUUUGCGAAUCGAAAGAAUGCGAUGUAGUCCAUGGUGAAUGCACGCAAACGUAUGUGCCUUACCUGUUUUUGGUGAUUCCUUUGGGGCCGGUGACCCUAACCGGUCAGGAUUACGUGCUGGUUGAGAGUGGUUGCGUCUGCAAGCCAAAGAAUUUGGCGAGUACAGCAUCCGAAGCGCCUGUUGUGCCAAGCUUCUAA
Molecule: messenger RNA, 1587 nt
Organism: Vespula vulgaris
Lineage: Eukaryota; Metazoa; Arthropoda; Insecta; Hymenoptera; Vespidae
Exons: 5
Coding region: 901-1587 (228 amino acids)
Source: RefSeq, a predicted model, not a curated record